AUAUGGAAAUUUUUCUUGAUAGUGCUGAUUUAAAUGAAAUUAAAGAAUUAAAAGAAUUAAUUGAUGGUAUCACAACUAAUCCCUCAUUAGUUGCAAAAUCUGGCCAUAAAAAUAAAUAUAAGGACUUAAUAAGUGAGAUAUGUUCCAUUAUAGAUGGACCUGUUAGCGUUGAAGUUGUUGCUGAUAGCCAUGAAGAAAUGAUGAAAGAAGGACUAGAUUUGGCAAAAAUUGCUAAAAAUAUCGUCAUAAAACUACCCCUUACAUAUAAUGGAUUAAUUUCUUGUAAAAAGUUAUCGACAGAGCAUAAUAUAAAUGUUAACAUGACUUUGUGUUUUUCUCCCGUACAAGCACUACUUGCUGCUAAGGCUACUGCUUGUUUCAUUUCUCCCUUCAUUGGUCGCCUAGACGAUAUCAGUUAUGAUGGACUGUCAUUAGUAGAAGAUAUAUGCACUAUGUAUUCCAACUACAUGUUCGAUACUAAGGUUAUAGUUGCAUCAGUAAGAAGCCCAACACAUAUAAUUAAAGCUGCAAAACUUGGAGCUGAGGCAGUAACUGCGCCAGCCAAAGUACUAAGGCAGUUAAUGCAUCAUCCCCUCACUGAUCAUGGGCUUGCAGUAUUUGAAAAGGACUGGCUGUAGAUCCAAGUCUAUCCUGGGGUUACUCACCUGGCUAUAUCAAAUUUGCCCAAGUAUCUGGAAGUGUAUCGGUUGGGUCAAUCUCUACUAUUGUUUUUUUCUACUUGUGCUACCAGCUCCAGCAAAGCUAUCUUCUAAUUUAUUUACAAAGAUUAUUUAGCAUCGCCACUAUCCUUCACGCUAAGUAUUGCUUUUGCCAAUCCUACUACCUUAUCUGUAGGGCUUGCUAUGCUUAUACCAUCGGGGUUAUAAAAGUUUUUUGUUGUAAGUUUUGACUCCGUGAUAAUUUUGUCUUCCAACUUACCUACUAUAGUAGUUACUCCACCAUUAGUAGCAUUUGUACCAUCAAGUUUAGCAAACCCAUCUAAAGCAGUUUUUAUCAGCUUACUAUCUAAACAAUGCUAUCGGUCUUGUUAGUUAGGUCCGCUUGCGUUAGCCUUGCCUUCUAAAGCGGUUUUGAUUGCGCUGGUGCGUUCAG
Molecule: messenger RNA, 1113 nt
Organism: Cinara cedri
Lineage: Eukaryota; Metazoa; Arthropoda; Insecta; Hemiptera; Aphididae
Source: the annotation of a GenBank genome assembly